UGGUAAUAAAAAAAGUGAAGGUCUUUCUAAUCUCGUUAUUACUUGGCGACUAAUUAUGCUGACAUAAUUAUUAUGUAAUUUUAUAAAUUGAAUUGCAAAUUUGGCGUUUUACUGGUUGCCGCCUAUACUCGUCAUUGAGUGACGUUUGUAAUCAUCACAUAACCUAAAAGUGUCACCAAAAAAUUUCAUUUUAUUCAAUAUUAUUUUGGAUAAGUGGUGUUUUCUCGAUGCAGGCGUCAAGCUCGGCCCCUAUUUUGCAAUGGAGCCCCGAUAAGAAGCACUCGGAUCAUGAAAGAUGGAUUUGCAUCUAUCCUGCUUACAUUAACAGUAAGAAAUCGAUUGCUCAAGGCCGCCGUAUCGCCAAAGAAAAAUGCGUGGAGAAUCCCACCCAUCAAGAAAUGCGAGACGUUCUUUCAGCUGCAGGUCUGCAAGUGGGGGUAGAAAACAAACUUUACAGCCGAGAACGCAGCAAGGAACUUCUUUACCGAGGUCGAAUUCGUGUUCACUUGAAAAAGGAUGACGGAACUCCGGUGAACAAAGAUUUCCCGACUCGGGAAAGCGUCAUGUUACAUCUUUGUGAAAUGAUCCCCAAAUUGAAGAUAAGACAGAAUAAAUCCGGGGGCGAUCAGGUCCAGAGCAAUCCGAGUUCGGGUAAAGGCAAGGGAAAAGGAAAGGGGCGCCGAUAAACAUUUUUUUUUAUAUUUUUAUUAAGUUACGCAAAUAUAAAAAAUUGAGCAAAAA
Messenger RNA from Tribolium madens (black flour beetle), 741 nucleotides. RefSeq names its product signal recognition particle 19 kDa protein (gene Srp19). The transcript is spliced from 2 exons. Gene Ontology annotation, cellular component: signal recognition particle, endoplasmic reticulum targeting. The record is from RefSeq and is a predicted model, not a curated record. The coding region runs from base 228 to 686 and encodes 152 amino acids. Gene Ontology annotation, molecular function: 7S RNA binding. Gene Ontology annotation, biological process: SRP-dependent cotranslational protein targeting to membrane, signal sequence recognition; SRP-dependent cotranslational protein targeting to membrane. NCBI's taxonomy places the organism in Eukaryota, Metazoa, Arthropoda, Insecta, Coleoptera, Tenebrionidae.